CCACCAUGGUGAUGUUCAAGAAGAUCAAGACCUUCUCUUUGGCCUUCAGCGAGGCCGACAAAGUCUACAGCAGCGGGGAGAAGGUGGCCGGCCGGGUGACGGUGGAAGUGGCCGAGGUCACCCGCGUCACCUCCGUCAAGAUCUUGGCUUGCGGGGUGGCCAAGGUCCUGUGGAUCAAAGGACCCCAGCAGUGCAAGCAAGUGAUGGAGUACCUGCGCUACGAAGACGUCAUCACGCUGGAUGACCAGCCCGCCGAUUCUGAUGGCUCUGUGAUUCUGAGGCCAGGGAACACCUAUGAAUACAAGUUUGGAUUUGAGCUGCCCCAAGGACCUCUUGGCACUACCUUCAAGGGGAAGUAUGGCUGUGUUGAUUAUUGGGUGAAGGCUUUCCUGGAUCGCCCGUCUUUCCCAACUCAAGAAAUAAAGAAACACUUUGAAGUUAUGGAUCAAAUUGACGUCAACACUCCAGACUUGAUGUCACCGGUCUCUGCCAAGAAGGAAAAGAGAGUUUCCUGCAUGUUCAUUCCUGAUGGACACAUAUCUGUUAGCGCCAGGAUUGACCGCAAAGGGUUCUGUGAUGGUGAUGACAUCUGCAUAAACGCCGACUUCGAGAACACUUGCUCCCGAAUUGUGGUGCCUAAGGCAGCCAUCAUUUCCAAACACACCUACUUGGCCAAUGGGCAAACCAAGUUCUUCACCCAGAAGCUGUCCUGUGUCCGAGGCAACCACAUCGUCUCCGGCAUGUCUGAAACUUGGCGUGGCAAGACUAUCCGCGUCCGGAAAAUCAAACCAUCAAUCCUGGGCUGCAACAUCUUGCGUGUAGAGUACUUCCUACAGAUCUAUGUCAGCGUCCCGGGUUCCAAGAAGAUUAUCCUGGAGCUGCCCCUCGUCAUCGGCAGCAAGUCCUCUGGCAUCGGCAGCCGUAGCUCCAGCAUGGCCAGCCAGGCUAGUUCUGAGAUGAGCUGGGUGGACCUCAACAUCCCUGAUAUGCCAGAAGCACCUCCCUGCUAUCUGGACAUUGUCCCUGAAGAUCACCGCCUGGAGAGUCCUACCGCCCCUCUUAUAGAUGAGCUGGACAACUCCUUUGACAGCCCCAUCUUCAUGUAUGCACCAGAGUUCAAGUUCAUGCCCCCACCAACCUACACAGAGGUGGAUCCUUGCAUUGCCAACAACAACGUUCAAUGAGCACCAGCUAAACGAAGCAACUUUUCACAGUUGUCUUCUCCAGCCUUUUCUGGACUCAUUUAAGAAUUGCACUCGCAGAUUGCGCCAGGCGGAAAAUUCCGAAAUUUUCUU
Messenger RNA from Euleptes europaea (tarantolino), 1295 nucleotides. RefSeq names its product thioredoxin interacting protein (gene TXNIP). Gene Ontology annotation, biological process: protein transport. Lineage: Eukaryota; Metazoa; Chordata; Lepidosauria; Squamata; Sphaerodactylidae. Gene Ontology annotation, cellular component: cytoplasm. The transcript is spliced from 8 exons. The coding region runs from base 6 to 1184 and encodes 392 amino acids. The record is from RefSeq and is a predicted model, not a curated record. Gene Ontology annotation, molecular function: ubiquitin protein ligase binding.